CGAAUCUGUCCCCCACGCCUCAUACCCUUCAUGAACCCCCUCUUGCUACAGCUUGAAGGACAGGAAUAUACCCCUUCUCAAAGAUGAUCUGAAGAAAGAGGCGAAGGGUGUAAUCCAUCUGUGCGCUCCGGCUCCGCGGGCCCUUGAAGACCGGCAAACCAAUUCGCGGCGAGGUUGGCGUCGGAAUCACGCGAGGAAUCGACCGGCUCUUCAACACGGAAACUUGGGCAGGGCCUUCAUGUGACCAGCUUCACGUGUGGAUUUGCAAUAGCGAUUGGCCCAUCAUGCAAGCCGAUGCAGAGGCAGGGCCGUCCUCGACGCGAAGGGUCGCGUCUCCCGUUCACGAGCACCCUUUGAAUGGCGUACCUGGCAUGCACAGCCUGCCUAAUGGUAGUCCCAGUCGUAAGGGAAAGCGCAAGGCCGAUUCGCUGGCAGCGACAAUGGCUGGGGCAACUGCAAAUUGCAAUGGAAUUUGCGCCACGCCAGCGGCUCAGACUCUGUUAGCCAAGCAGGCACCUCAUCUGUAUGAGUCUCUUAAUGACCAUAACGCAGGAGAAACGCCUUUGACAUCCUCAGCGCCGUCGCCAGCCCGCUCAGAUGCGACGACUCCGUCUGUCCUCACGGAGGAUCAGGAUGUAUCCGACCGGCAAGAAGGACAUGGCGCGAAUGCAGCAGAAGGCAAGGUCAGACGAGCCAAUGGAUUCCUGACUCCGCCGAUUCCACCGAUAUCCUCGCGACAUAAGGUCCCACCAGACUUCCGAGGUCCGGUCCCGAAGGUCGGCGAUCCGGAAGACUUUCACCCUGUUCCGAGCGUUCCUCUUCUCCCCGGCAGCGAGACCCUCGGGACACUUCCCUUGAUGUUCCCCACCAAUCGCAGUGGGUGGCGUUACGAUGCAGCGGCUCCAGCGUCGGACCGUUUACCAGAGUCGGUCUACAAGACUAUCGAUAUUCUGCCAAGGGGAGUCCACUGGUCCUGGCAGGACCGAAGCCAGUGGUGCUACAUCAACAGCGACGCCUCCAUCGUCUGUGCAGACAAAGGCUUCCGAUCCGCGCGCAGCAACAUCGGCGUGCGUGAAGGCUGCUGGUUUGCCGAGAUCGAGGUGCUCGAGCCUGAAAAAAUCGAUCGCGGACCGAACGACAUCUCCUGCAAAAUGAAGGAUGGGCCGCACGUGCGGGUGGGAUGGGGCCGACGAGAGGCCCCUUUGAAUGCACCAGUUGGUGUCGAUGGGUACUCGUAUGGCUUCCGUGACACGACAGGGGAUCGGGUCAGCAUUGCGAGACCGAUUCCGUAUGGAAGGCCAUACGGCGCCGGAGAUGUCAUUGGGAUCUACAUCAAGCUCCCCCCACUUCGCAAACCGAAUCCAGAAGACCCAUUGGAUCCGGCAAACAUUCGGCGCAAGCGCGUCCCGAUCCGGUACAAGGGAAACCUCUAUUUUGAAAGUCUCGAGUAUGCUCCGACCAAGGAGAUGGCAAAUCUGAUGGACGACAGUAGACGUGGAAUCCGGAAGCUCGAUGCAAAUGGCAAUAUCAGCGUCGUACAGCCUUCAGAUGAUGAGGUGGCAGCAGCGCGAAAACGACGAUUAGCCCCAGGACAGGUCGAUCCGGAAGCUAUCAAGCGGGAAAAGCUGUUGGCAUCUCUUAGACCUCUGCCGACACUCGAAGGCAGCGAAAUUGGCUUCUUCGUCAACGGGCAAUCUCAGGGAGUCGCAUUUCAAAACCUCUUUGACUACCGGCCUCUUCGCAAGUCCGAAAAGGCAGAUGAUGAAAAGAAUGCGAAGCAGCGCAAUCGCAACAACAAUCGAACUGUCGGGCUUGCCGUUGAUGGGGAGGACGCAGAGAUCACGAGCAGCGCAAGCGCCAAAGCCUUGCUCAAGAGCCGCGAGAACCAUUUCGACGAUGGUUCAACGGGAUACUUCCCCUUCGUCUCCCUCUUUGGAGGUGCUCGAGUGCGAAUCAACCCUGGACCAGAUUUCAAGUAUCCUCCUCCUAAUGACAUCUCCGCCAGCCUUCGUCGGGCGCUAGACAGGGAUGGCGAUCCGCCUCUGGAGGCGCAAUCGGUGUCUGGAACUCGCACAUGGCGUCCGCUCUGCGAGCGGUACGACGAGUGGCUGAAGGAGCAAUGGCAGCUCGACUUGGAAGACGAGAAGCGCGAAGCGGAGAGCGCUGCUAAGCGCAGGGUGCAGCUUGCCAAAUUCCUCGCCAAGAACCCAGAGCUGGUCUUGCUGCCGAGUGGGCUCAUUGCCCCCAGACGGCAAGGUUCAGCAUCGCCAGCACCUGACGAGCUCGCCAAAGCGCCUACGAGGAGGACCACCAAGCCUCUCGCUAUGCUUCGGAAGAAGUCCAAAGCGAAGGCUAGUUCCAAUAAAUCAGCUCAGGACGUUGCCCAAGCGAGGUCGCCCAGCGAUCCUGCAAGGUUAUCUCCGUUGCCCAACAGACACGCAAAUGGCGAUAAAGCAUCCGCUACCGGCACGGAGGAGCCCGCAGGGAAAGCUGAAGAUCCGAUAUUUGAAGACGACUUUCCUUUAGCGCAAAAUCCAGCGCGUGAACCACGCACGUCUUCCGGCCCGCCGGAAGUCCAGUCAGAGGCAGAGGCUCAGCCGGAGAAUCAGCCAGAGAUUCAACAGGCUGUUCAGCAUUCCUCACCUGAUGACAGCCACGACACCUCCAUUGAUCCGGGCGACGCGAUGGAUGUGGAUCGCACCAGCGAUCAGAUUAUGCACGGCGGCAAAGGCAGGCUCGACACACCUACGACUUCUCGCACUGCGUCUGAGGAUGCCAUGGUCAACCAUAUGCACGAUAGUGCAGUCACAUCAACCCCGUCAAAGCUGUACCGCCCAACCAGUGGGAUCUAUACACCACCUGAGAGACCAACAUUGAAACCUGAGGAGCAAGCAGUGGCGAUGAAAAGAGGGUUUUAUCUUCCCCCGCAGCAUUCUCAUUGUGUCGAUGGAGAGCAACAGCAGCAGCUCCAGGCCCAGCAAUAUCACCAGCAGCAACAGCAGAAGCAGCCGCAGCCAUAUCAUCAGCAGCAUUAUCUUCUGACCGCUGAUCAUGAGCAAUCUCAACAAUAUCAUCAUCAUCUCCAUCAGCAGCAGCUACAGCCUGAGCAGGUGAAUCCAGCGCAACUGUCCCCGCCUUUGCAGCAAAAGGCAAGGUAUGGGCACUUUCAAGAGUAUCAACAUCCUCACCAACAUCACCAUCCGAUGAUCGCCCAUACUCGCCCUACUUCUCCGUGUGCUUCGCAGGCGUACCAUCCUCCGGAACCAGGCCAAGGGCACGGACUUGGGGAGAACGGCGCAUUUGGCGUGAAUUGCAUGCUGAACGGGGUGUGGCAUCAAAAUGAUGCAAUCCAUUUGGUCGGUCCUCCCAAUCUCUUCGAUAGCCGCCUGCGGGUGUGGGAGUAGGAUGCUUUACCGGGUGGAUGGCGAUAUACAUUGCACUGUACACAAAGUCUCAAAAUGCAUGCAGUA
Tilletiaria anomala UBC 951 is the source of this 3470-nucleotide messenger RNA. RefSeq lists its product as uncharacterized. Bases 285 to 3404 code for a protein of 1039 amino acids. NCBI's taxonomy places the organism in Eukaryota, Fungi, Basidiomycota, Exobasidiomycetes, Georgefischeriales, Tilletiariaceae. The record is from RefSeq and is a predicted model, not a curated record. The transcript has 3 exons. Gene Ontology annotation, cellular component: Set1C/COMPASS complex. Gene Ontology annotation, molecular function: protein binding; transcription cis-regulatory region binding.